Molecule: messenger RNA, 1926 nt
Organism: Suillus fuscotomentosus
Lineage: Eukaryota; Fungi; Basidiomycota; Agaricomycetes; Boletales; Suillaceae
Product: dynactin p62 family-domain-containing protein
Exons: 5
Coding region: 124-1797 (557 amino acids)
Cellular component (GO): dynactin complex
Source: RefSeq, a predicted model, not a curated record
CGUUUUCCUGGCUCGGUGAGGUACAACACCUUUCGAUUGCUCCGAAAGUGCAUCUCACUCUGUACCGAAAUUUGUCCUCGCUGAUGUGCAUUUACGUCGCUGUCGACAAGAACGUAGACAUUGAUGGCGCCAACAAUCCAUUACUAUUGUCCAUGCCAAUCUGGAGAGUCAGUUCAGAUGCCUCCACCUCCGCAUAUGGCGUCUUCCUCGGCUAGUUUCCACCCUUUGCAUAGUUUGUUCUUCUGCGAGGAAUGUGACGCUGUUCGGUGCAAUCGCUGCGUUUCCGUCGAAGUCAGUGGCUACUAUUGUCCAAAUUGCCUUUUCGAAGUCCCAAGUGCGAGCGUUCGCGCGGAAAAGAACAGAUGUGCUCGAAAUUGUUUUUCAUGUCCUAUAUGCCGGUCAACCUUGCAAGUAGUCGCCUCUGACCCUCCUGAUGGCGGCGAUGGUAGGCCUUCCGUGUCUCUCAGUAACGUUGGAGAGCCUCCCUUCUUUCUUUAUUGUAACCACUGCAGAUGGGACUCUGCCGAAGUUGGGAUAACAUUUGAAAAACCAACUGGACUCGCCGCACAGCUGCAAAAAUUUGAAGAUUCUGCGCCCGAAUCCCUGGAGUUUGAGCGACUGAAGGAGCAUUUUGAACCUUUCCUCCGUACAUCAUCUCUUUCUUCUUUGUCACAUGUUCCGAGUACUUCUUCUCAUCAUCUUCCUACUUCAUCUGCUACAGCCGCUGCUUCCGCUGCGCUUGCGCGUGAUAUUCCCGGCGUUGGGAAGUAUAACCCUCUCGCUCGCAGUCGCGUGGGCCGGGACAGAACGGCAAACAAGGACGAAAUGCCGGAGUACAAAAGUAGAAUGGAGAUCGGUGUUCUUGGUCAGCUGGGGUCUGAAGGAGAUGGUUCAGAUGUCGAGGCACUUCGGCGCAUGGAAAGUGCGGAGGAAAUUGCGUCACUUGAGCAAAGGUGGGGAAACAGCUGGACCACCUCGCUUAGAACAAGCGAUCUACGCCCUCUGCGGAUCCCCCUCCAUUCCAAAGUCUCGAAGCGAUGCCCAAGUUGCAGGCACAUCCUCAUCAAACCAGAGCAGAAAGCACAAUCUGUGCGAUACAAGAUCAAGCUUGUAGCGGCUAAUUAUUUGCCAGCGAUGACUGUGGCCCUUCCGCACACUCAAGGGGCUGACGCUACUAGGCGUCCGCAGGCUAAGGCACCCAGUGCCUCGGAUGACCGGAAUGCUGGUGUUAUGAUGGCCGGAAAAUCGUAUCCCUUCCACCUCGCUUUGACAAAUCCCCUCUACGAUCCCAUUCAAGUCCGACUUUCGGUGCAGCGAAUGCAUGUCACUGCAGCAACUAACAGUGCUGCACCGGAGAAGGCUCGCAGGACACCCUUCGCAGUAUCUCUGCCAACCUCUUCAUUCCCUGUCGCUGCAUUCGCUGAAGCAUGGGAAUAUGAUGAUGACGACGAUAUGUUCGGGCUCGAAGAUGAUGAACUUGGUUUGGAGAUGGGUCGAACCCGAGACAAAGAUGGCAAAGGGAAAGUCAAAACUGUAGGAGUUUUGGAAAAGAGGGCCAAUGUUACAGUUGUGGGGGGUGAGGUUGUCAUCGGAAAAGAAGCCCGGGGCCACGUAAAGUUUAAUAUGCUUGUUUCUUACACCUACCGAUCCGAUGAUCCACUUCCCUCGGAGGAUGGUGCGGGGACGCCUUCCCGCACAGUUGCGAAGACCCCGGAAGUGAAGACAUUCACCUUCUAUACUGUCGUUGAUCUUGGUCUCAUUCUUCCUAGGGAAGAAAAGCUGGAUCCAGAUAUAUGAUGAUGCUCCUUUAUUGCUGUAUUGCGACGCAUAGCUUAUGCCGUUUGUGCUUGUAUUAAGCAGCGACUUAAACUUUGAUACCCACGAAGAAUUGAAUGCCGAUAACACAGCCUUAUUCACAACCCGUCA